Molecule: messenger RNA, 1866 nt
Organism: Elephantulus edwardii (Cape elephant shrew)
Lineage: Eukaryota; Metazoa; Chordata; Mammalia; Macroscelidea; Macroscelididae
Gene: GALNT8
Product: UDP-N-acetyl-alpha-D-galactosamine:polypeptide N-acetylgalactosaminyltransferase 8 (GalNAc-T8)
Exons: 11
Coding region: 1-1866 (621 amino acids)
Cellular component (GO): Golgi apparatus
Source: RefSeq, a predicted model, not a curated record
AUGAUGCCACGGAGAAACUUCCCCAAAGCCCUCUUCCUUGGAAUAACUCUGAUCACUGCCUUCAAUAUCCUUCUGAUAUUGUACAGGGGAACUGUACAAAGCCUGAUUCUGGGGAAGCUGCACAAGGACCUUCCUUUCCCUUUGGCCGAGUGGAAAGGGGUGAUAAAGAAACUCUCUCACUUGGAGAUGGAUUUUCAGGAUCUGAAGGAUACAGUGGAACUGGCUAAAAAUCAACUAGAAAAUACUAACAACACACUAAAGCAGAUGUUGAAAUCCAUGGAAUGUAAGACAAAGCAGAAAUUACACAGAAAACUCUUCCCAAACUCAGAACUUUUCAGGAAGUGGGGUGAAGAUCUUUCUGAGGACCAGCAGAGAAUGGCCCAGGAUCUCUUUGAGAAGUUUGGUUACAACGUUUACCUCAGUAACCAGUUGCCCCUUAAUCGCACCAUCUUAGACACAAGAAAUUCCAGGUGUCUUCAGAAGACAUACCCUUCACAGCUCCCAUCCCUCGGUGUCAUUCUCAUAUUCAUGAAUGAAGCUCUGUCUGUUAUACAACGAGCCAUCACCAGUAUCAUCAACCGGACCCCCUCUCAAGUGCUGAAGGAGAUCAUCCUGGUGGAUGAUUUUAGCUCAAAUGGAGAAUUAAAAAUCCCCUUGAAUGAGAAGAUUGCGUUUUACAAUCAGAAGUAUCCAGGACUGCUGAAAUUAAUACGGCACACGGAGAGAAAAGGUCUCGCUGAAUCACGGAACACUGGCUGGCAAGCUGCCACCGCUGAUGUGGUCGCCAUCUUGGAUGCUCAUAUUGAAGUGAACAUUGGAUGGGCAGAACCCAUCUUGGCUCGGAUUCAGGAGGACCACACUGUGAUUGUUUCUCCAGUGUUUGACAAAAUUCUUUUUGACACCUUUGAUCUGCAAAAGUAUGCAUUGGCAGUAGAUGGAUUUAACUGGGAACUGUGGUGCCGCUAUGAUUCUUUGCCUCAGGCCUGGAUUGAUCUGCAUGAUGCCACUGCUCCAGUCAGAAGUCCUUCCAUCAUGGGCAUCCUGGCUGCUGACAGGCUCUUCUUGGGAAAGAUUGGAGGCUUGGAUGGCGAAAUGCUAGUCUACGGAGGAGAGAACGUGGAACUUAGCCUAAGGGUAUGGCAGUGCGGAGGGAAGAUAGAGGUCUUACCCUGCACGCGGAUUGCUCACAUAGAGAGACAUCACAAGCCCUACGCUGCAGAUCUGGGCACAGUGCUGAAGCGCAAUGCUCUGCGGGUAGCUGAAAUCUGGAUGGAUGAAUAUAAACACAUGGUCUACAUGGCCUGGAAUGUGCCUCUUCAGCAUUCUGGAAUAGAUUAUGGAGAUGUUUCAUCCAGAAAGGCACUCCGGGAGAAACUGAAAUGUAAAAGUUUUGACUGGUACCUGAAAAAUGUCUAUCCGAUUCUGAAGCCAAUUCCUAGCAUUGUAGGCUAUGGAAGAAUGAAAAAUGCAUUGGAUGAAAGUAUCUGCCUUGAUCAGGGACCCAUUCCAGGCAAUACCCCUAUCAUGUAUAGCUGCCAUUCAUUCAGUUCACAGAAUGUCUACUACCACCUAACAGGUCAGUUCUAUGUGGGAGCGCUGAUUGCAGAGAUAAAUACCGAGGAUCGCUGCCUGACUGACCCUGGUGAAGGGGAGAACCCCACUCUGGAGCCAUGUGUUAAGGCAGCCCAGAAAGGACUGCACAUUUAUUGGGAUUUUAAACAGGAAAAAGCUGUCAUAAACAAGUCCACUAAACGGUGUCUGGAGAUCAAGAAGAACUCUGCAGGUAUCUAUGUGCUUGUGCUCCAGACCUGCACCACACAAGUGUGGAAGAUACAGCAUACCAUCAAGAACUGGGGAUCAAACUAA